AUGUCUGAUUCUUCUGAAGAUGAAGAUCUUUCACGUUUUAGAGAAGUAGUGGACACAUCGUUUACUAAGUUAAUUAACGAAUCACGCGGACUUGCUACAAAAGACGUUCAUGAUAAUAACAAAGAAAAACCGAAAUCUGAAAGAUAUUUGGAAGUAGCAUCCCAUUACAAUGAUGUUAAAGUUCCUGAAGAAAUGCAGAAGCGAAUUGGUGCUAAAGUAUCUGCUAUUAUACAGAAGAAAAUACAAUUUGUAGAUAUUCAGAAUGAAACGAAAAAAAGGAAGAUUAAAGGUGGUAUAAAACUGUUUAGCAGUUCUGAAGGAUUUUUAUCAUGUGAAGAGGUAAAGGAUACCUACACUGACACUCAUAACGCUGAAUCAAAAAAACUCAAGAAUAAAAGAAGACAAAUUGAUCCUGAAGAGGAUGUUAAUGAAAAUGAUAAAUUAAAAGCUGUUCUACUUGAUGGAGACUACAUCUUGUCUAAGGAAGAAACAAAACUAUGGAAGUCAAGGAGAAAAGAGAAACUCUUUAAAUAUAAAGGUAACAAGAAAAGUAAGGUAUUAACUGAAGUGGCAUAG
Spodoptera littoralis (African cotton leafworm) is the source of this 576-nucleotide messenger RNA. The record is from the annotation of a GenBank genome assembly. NCBI's taxonomy places the organism in Eukaryota, Metazoa, Arthropoda, Insecta, Lepidoptera, Noctuidae.